This is a messenger RNA of Adineta steineri, 2112 nucleotides long. NCBI's taxonomy places the organism in Eukaryota, Metazoa, Rotifera, Eurotatoria, Adinetida, Adinetidae. The record is from the annotation of a GenBank genome assembly.
AUGCUUACCGGUAACGUAAAACAUGGUGUAAAUGAAAACACAAAGUCUCAACGAAGAACGAAUCUUUAUGUUUCAAAUUUUGGUGAUAGUUUGGACGAUCAAACUUUGUAUAAUCUCUUCGCUGAAUAUGGAAAGAUUACCAGUCAUAUAUUUCCACGACAUCCACGCGGUACUUUUAAAGGAUAUGGUUACAUAAACUUUGAGAUGCAGUGCAUGGCAGAGAAGGCUAUCACAAAUCUCAACGACCACCAGUUAACAAAUGGACAAAAAUUACGUGUUUCUUUUUUUCAAGAAAAAGAGAAGCCUCAAACAAAAGGAUACAAACGUGCAACACCUCGCACUCAGACAACCGUCGAUGCCUUUCCAAACAAUGGUUCAACGCCGAAUAGAAACGUUUCAACACAAUCACUGGAAAAUUUAGAAUCUAUACCACGUCCUGAUGAAAAAAAUGUUAGCCAAAGUACAAGUGAAAUAACGAACGUAGACGAGCGUGAAUGUGUAAAUUCCGCGCGAUUAUUUCAAUCCGCUAUCGAUCCAAUCAAAGCGCAAGCAAAUCCAGACUUACCUAUUGAUGUUCCGCCUGAGUGGCACUCUCAAAAUUUACAAUCAGGAGAUGCUGGUGGACAAGGCGAAGUACGCAUUAUAUACUACAAAAACCAACCAAUGUAUAAAGCAGCAAUAAAAAUUUACUCAGCUGACAAGAAUAUGAAAAAAUCUCCAGAUAAACAAGAUAUUUAUUCCAAAGAACGAAGGAUGCGUGCUCAUCGGGAAUUGACCGCUUUAAGAGCAUUGAAAGGUGUGCCAAAUGUUGCUCAAUUGACAUCAUACACAAAUGAUUAUACUAACAUACCAGACAAUGUAGAGGAUGCUAUAGCUCAGAAUAAAAUUUAUUGGACCAUUAUGGAUUAUAUCAGUCUAAGUACUCUUGAAAAAUUCAUAGAUACACUUGGUGGAAUAGAUUUGUUGGAUGCGAUUAAAUUGACACAAAAAUUACUUUUAACUAUUAAAGAGAUUCAUGGGAAAGGUAUUGUACAUCGUGACAUAAAACCAAAGAAUCUAUUAGUUAUUCACAAUGAUGGUAGUCAUACUGAAGCAGCUGAAAUACAUGUUGUCGACUUUGGAUUAGCGUAUAUUGAAAAUCGUGAUGACAUCGACUGGUCGUCAUUUGAAGAAAAAGCAAAAUUUCGAGAAACACAUUUCAGUUGCACCUAUGGCAAUAUUUUUUAUCGAGUUCCACAGUUGAAUUCACCAUCAUGGAAGGGCAAAACACAAAAAGAACAGAAUGCAUUGCAAAAUGUUCGACGUAGUCCAACAAUUGAUGCUUCAAGCAUUUGCGCGAUAUUGUUUUGGCUGAUAACUGAUAUUGAACCAGGACCCGAACAUCGUAAUGAAAUGAAUUUAGCACCUCAUCAGUGUGAAGGGGCUCAAAAUAGAAUUGAUAUUAAAAUUGACAAAGCUGUCAACGGAAAAGGAUUUCUUUCUGUUGUAGACAUUGGAAAAGAAAUGUUAAUCGGAUUAAAACAACAAUUAAAAAAUUAUAUUAUAACAACAUUUGAUAGAGGAUUCGAAAAUGCGGAAUAUCAAUGGACAAUUGAACAGUUGGAAUAUCGUUUAGAAUCAAUUCGUCACAUUCUCGAUCAGAACAUGAUUUCACUUGACCAGCAACUUAGUAACGCAACAAAAAGUCUGUUAUUGUUUGAACCAAUUAGAGUUCUUUCCAGCUUAUGUACGAUCAAAAUAUUUAGUAAAGUUUCUGAUGCAUUUGAAUCUGCCAAAACAAAAUUUGUUGUCGAACAUUCAGCAUACUCAUGGUAUGACGGAAAAUGUUAUUGGUUAGAUAAUCGACAAAAUAUGAUUGAACGAAAAAAUUUUGAUGUAUUAUGUUAUCAACAAAAAAGGCAAAGUUGGAAAUUGAUAUUUAUUUGUUCUGUACAUUUCAAUGAAAAUGGUGAUAUAGUUACAUUAACAGUUGGUACCGAUAUCAAUGGGAUGUAUAUUGAAUUACCAUUGGGUCAAUAUAAUCCAAACCAACUGGACAAUUUAAAUAUUGAAAUGGAAUUUGAAAGAGAAGUGAUUAAUCUUUUACAAGCGAUAUGCAAAACAAAACAAUGA